AUGAAUUUAUUCACUAUCGUCGGUAUUGUGUGUUUACAAUCACUUUGUUAUUGUAUCAUUGAUUCUAUUAAUACAUAUAUUAAUCCAUCUCAAUUAUCAUCUAAAAUAAAUUGUACUGAAUUAUAUGACGAAAACAAGAUAUAUCAAUUUUAUAGAAAUAAUACUCAAUGUGAUAAUGGAACAUGUUCACAAAUAGACAAUAAAACUUUAUUACAUGAAGUAAAACCUAAAACAGAAGAAAGUGAUGUUGUUUAUCGAAGAAAUAUUGCUCAUAGUAUUCCAGCAGUUGUGAUGAGUUCGAUAAUGGGUGUACUAAUACCAUUUCUUGGAAAACGAUUCGUACUCAUCUUACCUUUGGUAGGUAUUAUAAUCCAAAUGAUCAUUGCGUUAGCAAUUAUUUAUUUGAAACUCGAUAUCUAUUGGUGGUAUCUAAGUGCUUUUAUGUUAGGUUUUUUGGGGAAUAUCGGCCUUAUAGACUAUGUUAUUAAUUUAAUUAUUGUUGAUUUAACAAAUCCAAGUAAUCGAUCAUUAUGGUUUGUGCGAUUUUAUGCAUUAAAAAGUGUAUUAACAGGCUUGAUUACAUUUCUUAUUACUAUUUUUGUACGACAUCAUGGUUAUUUUAUAUUAUUUUGGUUAGCUUUAGUCUUGUUAUUGAUUUCUGUUGGUAUUGUACUUUAUUGUUUUGAUUUAAGUUUGUAUAACUAUACAAAUAGGAAUAUGCAUACACGAGUUGUUUUAACCUUUGAUAUACUUACAAUUUUUUAUGGAGACCGGCGUUCUCGCAAACAAAAACUAGCUAUAUUUUUAGUUUUAUUUGCUUAUGCAUUCUAUGCUUUGGCUACAUCUGCAGAAUCAACAUUUAUCUUUGCACUUGCUAAUAAUCCAAUAUCUUGGCCAGUGUAUAUGAUUGAUCUCUACCUGUUUGUAAUACGAGUUAGUAUUGGAAUUUUCAGUUUACUUGGUUAUCAUUUAUUUCGUUUAAUUAUACUUAACGAUAUACUAAUUUGUGCAAUUAGUCAUGUUUUCUUUAUAGUAUCCGUUAUCUGGGCAAUAUUUGCACAACAUUAUUGGCAAGUGUUUGCCAAUAGUAUAUUUUAUAGUUUUGCUCAUUAUCAAAAUCCAUUAACUUUAGCAAUUCUAGCUAAAUAUUUGAGACCUGAUGAAGUGAAUAUUGCAUAUAUAUUUAUUAUUAUUAUCAAUCAAUUCAUUACAUCCUUCGGUAAUUCAAUUUUUCGAUGGAUUUAUACAAUGACUAUGAUGAGUCAUAGAAAUAUGGGAUUGUAUUUAAUGGGUGGAUUUUGUAUAAUUCCAUUACUUUCGAAUAUUUGGCUGUAUUGGAUCAAACGACGCCUGGCCAACCAAUCAUCAUCAUCAUCAUCAGUAGUAAAAGAAACAUCUGCCUCAUUAGUUCAUGCUGAUGAUGAUUUAGAUUAUUCUACAAAUGAAGAUGAAAGUUCUAAUCAAUCGCAAACUACUAACAAUGAUGGUUCAUCCGCCUCUAUACCUUUGUUUACUAUCGGAAAUAUGACUCUUAUUGCUAAUAUUGGAUCACCAGUUCCAUCCACAAAUCAAUCAACAUCUACCACUAAAAUAUCUCAAAAUGAUGCAAGUGUACAAACUGAUGAUGAUCUAAUCUGGCUCUAA
Adineta steineri is the source of this 1644-nucleotide messenger RNA. Lineage: Eukaryota; Metazoa; Rotifera; Eurotatoria; Adinetida; Adinetidae. The record is from the annotation of a GenBank genome assembly.